Elaeis guineensis (African oil palm) is the source of this 1525-nucleotide messenger RNA. Its product is annotated as BOI-related E3 ubiquitin-protein ligase 1. The record is from RefSeq and is a predicted model, not a curated record. NCBI's taxonomy places the organism in Eukaryota, Viridiplantae, Streptophyta, Magnoliopsida, Arecales, Arecaceae. Gene Ontology annotation, molecular function: ubiquitin-protein transferase activity.
AAGGGAGCGAUGGCGUGUUGGUUUUAAGGCCCGCAGGGCAAGUGGAAGGAAAAGCCCCGAGCUACCUCUCCCCUGUCCGUGCGUGCGCGAAAGAACAGUGCUCGAGAGAGAGAGAGAGAGGAGGGAGGGAGAAGUCCAUCCUUGUACUGAUUCGUUCGUUUGGAGCGCAUCUCUCUCUCCCUGCCCAUCACUUUGCUCGCUCUUCGCUGGUGACACAAUUCGGGAAACCUUUUCUUUGGGCCCUGUUUCCUCUCUUCUUCUCAGUUCUCCCUCCUCAACGAAUCCGCCUCUCCGCAAUGGCUGUUCAUGCUCGGUACCCAUCCAACGUUCUGCCUCUAAACCGAAGCAAGCGGGAGAGGGAGGUCGUGGAGUGUUCCCAAGCGCCCACUGGGUUCCCGGAUCAAUCCGCCGUGUUCUUCUCCAAUGGAGCUUGUGGGAAUCCACGGAAGCGAGGAAGGGAAGCGGCGCCCAUUCCAAUGGCCAGCCCGGCGCAGGGGAACACCAUCGAUGUCCUCUCGCUACGACCACCACCUGCUGCGUCUCUCCCCCCCCUAACGGUGAUAAGCCUCGCCCAGCUCCGAGCCCCUCCUCCUCCCCUUGUCUCCACCGGCCUCCGUGUCGCCUUUGAAGACCAGCAACAGUACCAGAAACUCUACCCAUUCAAUCCCCAGCUUUCCUCCUCGCUCUUCUCCCCUGUUCUCUCCCACGACCUCGCUCCCCAACUCAACCAACACCAGCAGGAGUUCGACCGUUUCCUCCGCGCCCAGGAAGCGCAGCUCCGCCGGACGCUGGCGGAGAAGAGGCGUAGGCACUGUGUGGCUUUGCUGUGCGCAGCGGAGGCGGCGGUGGCUCGGACACUGAAGGAGAAAGAGGCUGAGGUGGACCGGGCGGUCAGGCGGGGGACUGAGCUCGAGGGGCAGCUUGCCCGCCUCAAGGCGGAGUCUUUGGCAUGGCAGGCCAAGGCCAUGGCCAACCAGGCGGCCGCCUUCGGCCUCCAAGCCCAGCUCCAGAAGGCCCAGGCCGCCGCCACUGCCGCUGCGGCCGACGAGAGGGAGAGGGUGUGCCGCGACGCGCCGGCCCAGGACGCCGAGUCGGCCCACGUCGACCCCCACCGGGCACCUCCGGUGCCGUGCCGGUCGUGCAGGGAGGCGCCGGCGUCGGUGGUGGUUCUCCCCUGCCGCCACCUCUGCCUCUGCCGCGACUGCGACUCCACCACCGCAGGCGGCGGCGUCGUCCAGUCCUGCCCUGUCUGCGAGUGCGCCACCACCGGAAUCCUCCACGUCGUCUUCUCCUGAAGAGUAAAAAAAAAAAAACGCUUCUGCGGCCCCUCAUCAUCGCCUCACACAACCCAUCACCAGCCGUACAAACUUGCAGACAAAAAAUAAUAGAAAAAUAGAAAUUUAGGAUAGACCAGACCGUAGUAACAGCGAAGAUACUGAAGCAGACCACUGUUUUGGCUUUUUUGUUAAAUUAUUUUAUUUUUUUUGUUGAGAGUACAGAAUAAUUGGCACUUAUUUUGGUCAAA